CUCACGUAAUGUACGGCAGCUUUCCUCUUUUUUUAAUUUCUCUUUCUCCUGUUCUCCACCAAUAUAAAUAUACAUGCUUUCAAGAGGGUGUUUAGCUUAGCUCAACAAUUUUCUUGCACCUCAAGUCGGCUGCUUUCAGCUUUCAGCACCUUCAUCUACCUUUUAUUUUAGUAUUUUUUUUUUUAAAUUUACUGUCGACAUCACCAAAACUAUUAAUACUUAUUGGGCUUUGAUUCUUUGUGUGUGUUCUCUGAAAACAACGCCUUUAACAUUUUCUCUUAAAACCUCUCCCAGAAUCUACUUCAAGAAGACAAACCUCAAAUAUUUCCAAAAAAUAAAGGUAUUGCUAGAAAUUUGAUUAAAACAAGUUGUUCAUGGCACUUGCACGGGUUGCCAGGAGUGGCUUGAGAAGAUCAGGAGGUGUCGUUGGUAGUAACACGACUGAGAGGAAUAUCUUCUUUGAAAGAUUAUCCGGUUCCCUUGAAAAAAUCAAUGUGCACAGCAAUUUGACAUCCCUUUCCACCAUAAAAGGGUUGAAUCACAUGAAUUUUUGGAGCAGGGGAAUAAGGACAACCCCACAUUAUCAGUUUCCUUUAGCUGACCGACUAGUGGAGACAGAGUCGGAGUCGGAACAUGAUGAACCAAGGUAUCCAGGACUAGAGGCAACCAAGCCAGGCGAAAAGCCUAGAGUGGUUGUCCUUGGUACUGGAUGGGCAGCAUGCCGAUUCCUCAAUGGGCUUGACACCAAAGCCUAUGAUGUUGUUUGCAUAUCACCUCGAAACCACAUGGUUUUCACCCCUUUGCUUGCUUCAACUUGUGUUGGAACUCUUGAAUUCCGCUCGGUUUCCGAGCCUGUUAGCCGGAUACAGUCUGCAUUGGCAACAAGCCCCAAUUCAUACUUCUAUCUUGCUUCUUGCAUAGGCGUUGACACUAACAAACAUGAGGUGUAUUGUGAGACAAUGAGCAAUGGUGGACUACCUCACGAACCUUAUCAAUUUAAAGUUGCAUAUGACAAGCUUGUAAUUGCCGCUGGAGCAGAGCCUUUAACUUUUGGUAUCAAGGGUGUGAAGGGAAAUGCAUAUUUCCUUCGUGAAGUGAAUCAUGCCCAAGAAAUAAGGAAGAAACUUCUUUUGAACCUAAUGCUCUCUGAAAAUCCAGGCAUAUCAGAAGAAGAAAAGAGACGCCUCUUGCAUUGUGUUAUCAUUGGGGGUGGCCCAACAGGAGUGGAGUUCAGUGGUGAGUUGAGCGAUUUCAUUAUGAGAGAUGUCCGGGAGAGAUACAGUCAUGUAAAAGAUUACAUCAAAGUUACACUCAUAGAGGCAAAUGAGAUUUUGUCAUCCUUUGAUGUUGGACUACGCCAAUAUGCAACAAAUCACUUGAGGAAGUCGGGUGUUCAACUCAUGCGAGGUGUUGUGAAAGAAGUCCAUCCCAAAAAAAUUAUUCUCAGUGAUGGAACUGAUGUCCCUUACGGCCUCUUAGUCUGGUCUACUGGUGUUGGUCCCUCUCAGUUCAUUAAAUCAUUAAAUCUUCCCAAAUCCCCUGGCGGAAGGAUUGGUAUCGAUGAAUGGUUGCGUGUACCUUCGGUAGAAGAUGUAUUUGCACUCGGAGAUUGUGCCGGUUUCCUUGAACAGACAGGGAAGCCUGUCCUUCCAGCUCUAGCUCAGGUUGCAGAGAGGCAAGGUAAAUACCUGGUGGAGGUGUUUAACAGGAUGGCGAAAGAGGAUGGGGGCAAGGCAUUUAGUGUCAAAGACAUGUCUCUGGGAGACCCUUUUGUCUAUAAGCAUCUGGGAAGCAUGGCAUCUGUGGGUCGUUACAAGGCCCUUGUAGAUCUUCGCCAAUCUAAGGACGCGCAAGGCAUAUCACUUGCGGGGUUCAUAAGUUGGUUGAUAUGGCGCUCGGCUUACUUGACGCGUGUGGUUAGUUGGAGGAACAGGUUCUAUGUGGCAGUGAACUGGGCCACCACGCUGGUCUUUGGCAGAGACGAUUCCAGGAUAGGUUGAGGCAUGGCAUGCCAUAGUCAUUGCCUUCCGCUGCUCUUUAAAUAUUUUCAAUCUUAUAUGCUGCUAUAAAUCUUUCAUUUUUGUAUGUUUUUUUAUUAACUUAAUAAAAUACCCAGAAAAAGGAAACAUAGAUUCAAGCAAUGUCUAUGAAUUCAGGUAAUCUGAGAUAAACUGAAAAAAGAAGCAAGUGAAAAUUCAUUAAUCUGAAAGCUGAACAAAACAGACAUGAACCUCGACAACAAAAAACACAAAGCUCAUAUCUAUCUCUCUCGUACAAAAUCGGAUUCUUUUUAGGGAGGAUGAAGUAAACCUAAGACAAGUGAUGCCUGCGACUACUUAGAGAAAAAAUAGAAGCAACAGAAUGGGCGAUUCCAACCAGGAUAGCCACUUUCACUUUACCCCUCCUCGGGAUCGGACGUCCGGCGGUCCUCGGUGAAAGGCUCCCGCUGUUGAUACUUUCUCUCCUUGCACCGCCCAUUUCUUCUUCUUACAGAUGAAAAGAAAACAGAAACAGAGAGCAAGUGGGGGAAAAUCUUGACGGUGGUUUGUGUGUGUUAAUUGUGGAGCGAGUUUGUGUU
This is a messenger RNA of Gossypium arboreum, 2578 nucleotides long. RefSeq names its product internal alternative NAD(P)H-ubiquinone oxidoreductase A1, mitochondrial-like. Lineage: Eukaryota; Viridiplantae; Streptophyta; Magnoliopsida; Malvales; Malvaceae. Gene Ontology annotation, molecular function: NADH dehydrogenase activity. The transcript has 8 exons. Bases 375 to 2000 code for a protein of 541 amino acids. The record is from RefSeq and is a predicted model, not a curated record.